CACCGCGCCUCGUGGCGGCGCGUCUCUGUGCGGGCCGGGCAGGGUCGGAGCCGGAGCCAUGGCGAAGCCGCGCUUCAAGGGCCGCGCCAGCGUCAACCCGUCGGCGGCCAGCACCAACCCCGAUCGGCCAGCUGGUGCUGGAGGCCACAACAUGCGGGACAGGGCAACUAUUCGCCGCCUCAACAUGUACCGGCAGAAGGAACGCAGGAACAAGCACGGGAAACUGGUCCGGCCGCUGCAGUUCCAGUCCAUGGUGGCACCAGGCACAGUGGCCAGAGUGGAGCCCAACAUUAAAUGGUUUGGAAACACACGUGUGAUCAAGCAGUCAUCCCUCCAGGUGUUCCAAGAAGAGAUGAAGACAGUGAUGAAUGACCCCUACAGAGUGGUCAUGAAACAGGCCAAGCUGCCCCUGUCUCUUCUUCAUGACCGGAUUAAGCCUCAUAAUUCCAAAGUCCACAUUCUUGACACAGAAACAUUUGAAACAACAUUUGGCCCCAAGUCACAAAGGAAGCGACCGAAUCUCGUGGUGAGUGAUGUGCAGUCUCUAGUAGAAAAUGCCGUCGUUGAAGCCAGCAACUACAGCCGAGACAAGGACCGGGACCUGGUAACAGAAGAUACUGGAGUGAGGGAAGAGGUGCGAGAAGAAAUCUACAAGAAGGGGCAGUCCAAGCGUAUCUGGGGAGAACUUUACAAGGUGAUUGAUUCAUCAGAUGUCGUUGUGCAAGUGCUGGAUGCCAGGGACCCCGUUGGGACUCGUUCUCCACAUGUAGAGGCCUAUCUGAAGAAGGAGAAGCCCUGGAAGCAUCUCAUUUUUGUCUUGAACAAAUGUGAUCUUGUGCCCACGUGGGCCACGAAACGUUGGGUUGCCGUCCUCUCCCAGGAUUAUCCAACCUUAGCCUUUCAUGCCAGCCUCACAAACCCCUUUGGAAAAGGAGCUUUCAUCCAACUAUUGAGGCAGUUUGGAAAGCUACACAUGGACAAGAAGCAAAUUAGCGUGGGCUUCAUUGGCUACCCCAAUGUGGGAAAGAGUUCUGUGAUCAACACACUCCGCUCCAAGAAGGUCUGCAGUGUGGCACCCAUUGCAGGCGAAACCAAGGUGUGGCAGUACAUCACCUUGAUGCGCCGCAUAUUCCUCAUUGACUGCCCAGGAGUGGUCUACCCCUCAGGAGACACUGAAACAGACAUUGUACUGAAGGGAGUGGUGCAAGUAGAAAAAAUCAAGAGUCCAGAAGACCACAUUGCUGCCGUGCUGGAGAGGGCUAAGCCAGAAUACAUCCGCAAGACAUACAAAAUAGACUUCUGGGAGAAUGCAGAGGACUUCCUCGAGAAGCUGGCCUUGCAGACUGGGAAGCUACUGAAGGGAGGAGAGCCUGACGCGCAGACAGCCAGUAGGAUGGUGCUGAAUGACUGGCAGAGGGGCCGUAUCCCCUUCUUUGUAAAGCCCCCAGCUAUGGAACAGGGUGCACAGCUCACAGCAGCUGUCCCAGAAGGACCCGCAGCUACCAGUGAGAGUGAGAGCACUGAGAAUAUUCAGUCAGCAGAGGUGCUUGUCAGCGAGGCCAGGAAUGAUGACUGCCCCGACUCGGCGGCAACACAAUGGCCCUUGUCCCAUGUACGGCAGAACUUUGGGAAGAUCAGUGUGGCCCCUCAGUUCUUGCAAGAAGACCUGGUUCCUGUAGAUGCAUCAGAUGUGGAAGAGACUGACAGUGAUCUGGAGGAGGAUGGGGAGGAGAAAGGAAAUGAGGAGCACUGCCCGCAUGGACCAGCAGCCAGCAAGGCAGGCACAGAGCAAGACACAAGCACAGUGCUGAAAUCCCUGGAUGAGAAGAUUGCUAAAUACAAGAAAUUCUUGGCCCAGGCCAAAGCCAAGAGGUUCUCAGCAAUAAGAAUUCCCAAAAAGCUGACUGAGAAAGUAUUUGCAAAAUCACCAAUGGAUUCUGUGGCUGUGGCAGCUGAUGAGACUAGAGAGCUCUGUUACAACACAGGGAAUCAGAAGAAAGUUGGGAAAAGGAAAGUAGAGGAGGAUCAGGACCUGGACACCAGUGCAGCUAAGAAGCCUUGGACAACGCAGAGUUCAAAGGAGAGAAGAAGAGCAGAGCGGCAGCAACAUUCAAAGAAAGUUGGUGUCCGAUACUAUGACACACAUAACGUCAAGAAUAAAAAUAGGAACAAGAAGAAACACAAUACAGGGAGACAGAGACCAAAAACUAAGAUAAAUAAACAUAAGCAGUAGUUUC
Messenger RNA from Varanus komodoensis (Komodo dragon), 2237 nucleotides. It is a transcript of the gene GNL2, whose product is annotated as G protein nucleolar 2. Lineage: Eukaryota; Metazoa; Chordata; Lepidosauria; Squamata; Varanidae. The coding region runs from base 59 to 2233 and encodes 724 amino acids. Gene Ontology annotation, molecular function: GTP binding. The record is from RefSeq and is a predicted model, not a curated record. The transcript is spliced from 16 exons. Gene Ontology annotation, cellular component: nucleolus.